Molecule: messenger RNA, 1491 nt
Organism: Penicillium maclennaniae
Lineage: Eukaryota; Fungi; Ascomycota; Eurotiomycetes; Eurotiales; Aspergillaceae
Product: FMN-dependent alpha-hydroxy acid dehydrogenase
Exons: 5
Coding region: 1-1491 (496 amino acids)
Molecular function (GO): oxidoreductase activity; heme binding
Source: RefSeq, a predicted model, not a curated record
AUGGCCAAGGUAUUCGAUGCAGCAGAAGUCGCAAAACACAACACCCGCGAGAGCUGCUGGGUGAUUCUAUACGGGAAGGUCUACGAUGUAACCGAUUUUCUAUCCGAGCACCCUGGUGGUGCGAAAAUCAUCUUGAAACUAUCGGGCAAAGAUGCCACUGAAGAGUACGACCCUAUCCACCCUCCCGGUACUCUCGAGGGGGAACUUAAACCCGAAUGCUGCCUGGGAACCGUGGACGCGAGCACAUUACCAAAGGAAGAUGCCUCUGCCAAGCCCCAAGAAUCUGCGCAGGGGCCGCCUCCUAUGGAGACCCUUCUCAACUUGGACGAAAUCGAGGAAGUGGCCACGAAGCAAAUUAGCCAGAAAGCAUGGGCAUACUAUUACUCGGCAGCUGACGAUAUGGUUUCUAAACGCUUUAAUAACGAGGUGUACAAGUCUAUUCUGUUGCGACCUAGAGUAUUUGUGGAUUGCACAAAAUGCGACUUGGACACAUCAGUUUUGGGACAUAAGUUGGGUAUGCCCAUCUAUGUCUCUCCUGCUGCUAUGGCUCGUCUUGGACACCCGUCUGGUGAGGCCGGUAUUGCAGAGGCAUGCCGUAGCUUUGGUGCAAUGCAGAUCAUUUCCAACAAUGCUUCAAUGACGCCAGAACAGAUCGUCAAGGAUGCAUCUCCUGAUCAGGUCUUUGGAUGGCAGCUCUAUGUUCAAAUUGAUAAAAGGAAGAGCGAGGCGAUGCUUGCACGUAUCAAUAAGCUGAAGAGCAUCAAGUUCAUUGUUCUCACUUUGGAUGCUCCGGUUCCAGGAAAGCGUGAAGACGACGAGCGCAAUAGUAUCGCGGGGGCUGCGACAUCUGUGCCUAGUGGUGUAAAGGCCGCCGAGCGUACCUCAGAUGAUACACCUGAUGUUUCUGGGGGAUCAGGUGGUGUUGGCCAGCAGCUCUUUGCCGGCACGGAUCCCUCCUUGACAUGGCAGGAAACUCUGCCUUGGCUGGCUAGACAGACGGAUCUUCCAAUCGUUCUGAAGGGCCUGCAAACUCACGAAGAUGCAUAUCUCGCCUCCCUCCACACACCGCAAGUGAAGGGUAUCAUUCUUUCAAACCACGGUGGUCGCGCCUCAGACACCGCACCACCGGCCGUGCACACUCUGCUAGAGAUUCGGAAAUACUGUCCCGAGGUAUUCGAUAAGCUCGAGGUCUAUGUGGAUGGCGGUAUCAGACGCGGUACAGAUGUCGUCAAAGCUCUCUGUUUAGGCGCCAAGGCUGUAGGCAUUGGCCGAGGCGCUCUCUGGGGGCUUGCUGCCGGUGGUGUAGAUGGUGUCCGCCGGACAUUGCAGAUUCUCGCCGACGAGAGCAAGACUGCCAUGCGUCUACUAGGUGUGGAGACGGUUGAUAAGCUGGGCCCGCAACAUAUCAACACUCGCAUGGUCGAGCAACAAAUUUACGAUGGGCCUUCAGGCCUGGAGUCAUUACGAAGUGCGUUCCGAGCGAAGCUUUAG